Mastomys coucha (southern multimammate mouse) is the source of this 1672-nucleotide messenger RNA. It is a transcript of the gene Amdhd1, whose product is annotated as amidohydrolase domain containing 1. Gene Ontology annotation, molecular function: imidazolonepropionase activity. The record is from RefSeq and is a predicted model, not a curated record. The coding region runs from base 46 to 1323 and encodes 425 amino acids. The transcript is spliced from 9 exons. Lineage: Eukaryota; Metazoa; Chordata; Mammalia; Rodentia; Muridae. Gene Ontology annotation, cellular component: cytoplasm.
CAGGCUCUCCUUGUCCUCCGCAGCCCUCCAGCGGCUAGGACGACCAUGAGCGGCCACCGCCUCCUGCUGGAGAACGCGCAGCAAGUGGUGCUGGUGUGCGCUGACGGCGAGCGCUUCCUGACCGGAUCCGCGCUGCGCAGCCUGGCGGUGCUAGAGGGUGCCAGCCUGGUGGUCGGCACUGAUGGGCUUAUAAAAGCUGUUGGUCCUGCUGAUGCUAUUCAAAGACAGUUUUCUGGAGAAACUUUUGAAGAAAGAAUUGAUUGCUCUGGGAAAUGUGUCUUGCCAGGUUUGGUGGACGCACACACACAUCCAGUGUGGGCAGGUGAAAGAGUCCAUGAGUUUGCAAUGAAGUUGGCAGGGGCCACAUACAUGGACAUUCACCAGGCUGGAGGAGGGAUCAACUUCACGGUGGAGCACACGCGCCAAGCCUCGGAGGAGGAACUGUUCUGCUCCUUCCAGCAGCGGCUGCAGUGCAUGAUGAGGGCUGGCACCACGCUGGUGGAGUGCAAGAGCGGAUAUGGCCUCAACCUGGAGACAGAGAUCAAAAUGCUGCGUGUAAUCGAGCGCGCCCGGCGGGAGCUGCACCUCAGCCUCUCCACCACUUACUGCGGGGCUCAUUCAGUACCCAAAGGGAAAACUGCCAUGGAAGCUGCUGAUGACAUCAUCAGUCACCACCUGCCAAGGCUGAAGGAACUCAACAGAAAUGGGGAACUGCAUGUUGACAACAUAGAUGUGUUCUGUGAGAAGGGUGUCUUUGAUCUGGAUACUACCAGAAGGAUUCUGGAAGGUGGAAAAAAGAUGGGGUUACAGAUCAACUUCCACGGAGAUGAACUCCACCCGAUGAAGGCUGCCGAGCUUGGGGCCGAACUAGGAGCACAGGCUAUCAGCCACCUGGAGGAAGUCAGUGAUGAAGGCAUCGCUGCCAUGGCUGCAGCUCGGUGUUCUGCUGUCCUUCUGCCCACCACAGCCUACAUGCUGAGGCUGAAGCAGCCUCGAGCCAGGAAGAUGUUAGAUGAGGGAGUCAUAGUCGCUCUGGGCAGCGAUUUCAACCCCAACGCAUACUGCUUCUCCAUGCCGAUGGUCAUGCACCUGGCCUGUGUGAACAUGAGAAUGUCCAUGCCAGAGGCCUUGGCCGCUGCCACCAUCAACGCGGCUUAUGCACUGGGAAAAUCUCACACCCACGGGUCUUUGGAAGUUGGCAAGCAAGGGGAUGCCAUCAUCAUCAAUGCAUCCAGAUGGGAACAUUUGAUUUACCAGUUUGGAGGCCAUCAUGAAUUAAUUGAUUGUGUUAUAACUAAAGGGAAAAUCAUCUAUAAGAAGUGAUAGAUCUGGACCAAUGAGAUGGCUCCGUGUGAUAAGUCACCAAACCAGACAGCCUGAGUUCGAUCCUGGUCCUCACGUGGUAGGAGGAGAGAAUGCCUAAGAGUUACCCUCUGACCUUCACAUACUCACCUGCUAUGUACCGGACCCCUCCUCGCCUCCACAUAAAUAAAUGUAAUAAGUUAAAAAAAAUAUACUUUAAAAAAUGGUAGAUCUGCAAGGGAAGAUGUGAUACUUUGUAUCAAAUAACUCCAUGUAAGUUAAAGCCCUCCCAUGGCUUGCCAGAACUGUAACUUAAGCCUAAUCAUGUGUCAAUGCUUUAUUGUUCGCCUGAAACCCCAAGGGAUUGACC